This is a messenger RNA of Darwinula stevensoni, 888 nucleotides long. Lineage: Eukaryota; Metazoa; Arthropoda; Ostracoda; Podocopida; Darwinulidae. The record is from the annotation of a GenBank genome assembly.
UACAAUCCGCUGCUGGAGAUUCCCUCUGAAGUGAUCAAGGGCCUGAAGAACCUGGAGAAAUUCUUGUGUUCGGGCUGCAACCUGGGAUUCACCCUCUCGAGCGGGCUCCUGGUGUUCCGCAGCAAGUCGCUGAAGCUGGUGUCGCUCUGGAAGAACGGGAUCGGGAGGAUGGACCCGGGGGCCAUCGCGGGUCUGAAGCCCGACACGACGGUCGACCUGACGUGGAACAACGUGAGUCUCGUGAGCGAAGGGAUUUUCCGUCCCAUGCUGGAGGUCAUGUCCCACGGAGACGGGAAGCUCGUCCUCGAGAAUAACCCCAUUCAGUGCGAUUGCAGUUUGGCAUGGCUCGCGUUCGCCCCUGAAUUGUUGGGGAAGGUGAAGGGCGCGUGCGACUGCGCGAAUGGGACCGACAUCAUCGACUUGGACCUGAUGGAUUCCUUGAAGAAAUGCAGUCGGUGUCCGCACCAGUGCCUAGGGACUCAGUACGAGUCCCUCUGCGUGCCGGGGACGGUGAAUUUCUCGACGGUGGGGGACUGUCGGUCGAAGGAGUUGUGUUGCCGGCUGGAAAUCCCGAAAGCGGCGAAGACGAUCCCGGCGAUGGCAAGCGCAAAACUGCAGUCGCAUUUCGCGGGAUCAGGCGUGUCCCCUCACCCACUCCUGCCUCCACCCGUCGGCCAAGAGCCUGUGCAAGCCGCGAACCGACAUCCCCCGGGGAUGCCCCGGGAACCGCGUCUGCUGCCUCGCCAGGACCGCCUAAAGCCUCCGCCUUCCGCGCCUAAAGCCUCCGCCUUCCGCGCCUGGAAUCCUCCAAGGCGUUUCUCCCGCCGGAAUGCGUUUCUCGUGUGGGAAGAAAAUCCAAAAAUCGAAAAGACUCCUAUUGAUGCACGC